Molecule: messenger RNA, 2034 nt
Organism: Ilyonectria robusta
Lineage: Eukaryota; Fungi; Ascomycota; Sordariomycetes; Hypocreales; Nectriaceae
Product: peptidase family M49-domain-containing protein
Exons: 6
Coding region: 1-1896 (631 amino acids)
Biological process (GO): amino acid metabolic process
Cellular component (GO): cytoplasm
Molecular function (GO): lyase activity; dipeptidyl-peptidase activity
Source: RefSeq, a predicted model, not a curated record
AUGCGAUCCAGCCAUGAGGCUGCACUGACGAACUCCUCUAGCUCGUCAGCGAGCGAACAUUCUCGCGAUAGCAAGCCACCUUCGCCCCCACGAGGCAGUCAUUUCUGCCGCCUCAGGUCUAUUGUCGGCAAGGAAGGUGGUGCUAUAGAGGCAAUUGGACACCAGAUUCUCGUUGAACCCAGCGCCGACGGCAAAUUAACACCAGAGAAGAUUCAGUCGGCUUUCCACCGAAGCUCACUCUUCGCAUACCAGCCCAAGGCCAAGAUGGUCUUCAUCUCCAACGCAACCGAGGUUGGUACCAUCUACACAAAGGCUGAGCUGGCAGCCAUCGCCUCCGUGUGUCAAGAUCUGAAGCUGCUGCUUCUGAUGGACGGUGCCCGCCUCGGCGCGGCCUUGGCCUCCCCGAAGAGCGACAUAUCAAUGCGCGACGUCUAUAACCUCACCGAUGUUUUCUGGAUCGGAGGCACCAAGAACGGGGCACUGCUCGGCGAGGCUGUUGUCAUUAAGGAUCCGUCCUUUGGGACACAGUUUCCCUACCACAUGAAGCAGCGAGGGGCGCUUCUCGCCAAAGGGAGGGUUUUGGGCAUCCAAUUCAGCACGCUUCUGAGGGAUGACUUAUUUUUCCGCCUCGCUCGUCACUCCGACGUUGCCGCGGCCGACAUGUCUUCCUGUCUGGUGAAGUUGGGAUUCAAGCUCUGGCAGGAGACUGAGUCUAAUCAGGUCUUCGUUGUUUUACCGCCGGAAUUGGUCCAGGAGCUGCAGGAGAGCUUCGACUUUUUCAUUUGGGACACUCUCGGUGACGGCUCUUUGGUUGUCCGGUUGGGCUCUGGCGAUCAAAAAUUUGUGCCCGAUGUGACGGCUGAUUUUCUUCACCAGCUCGCCGCCAAGUCGCCCUUGCUGUUCGAGCUGUUCGGCAAAAUCUCACUGUUCAUCACCUCCACCCCCCCCUACGGCCUCGGCUAUCCUAGCGACAUUACACAAAGCGCCUACUAUAUGGGCUCCGGUAUCACGGAGCACGAUAUUCAGAUGGCUUCCAAAGUCCUCGAGCGGAAUUCCAUCUUUCCCGAGAACACGAGAAUCCGCAAAGCAGAGAAGGGCGGCGACUUCGAGGUGCUCCUCGCGUCCGUCGACCACACCGACCUCGGCCGAAGCUUCCGUCUUCCCGACGCAAAAGGAAUCGUGACGCUGACGCGCGGAGAUCACUCUUCCCACCCCGAGCGCGUGUGCGCCGAGCUCUUCGAGGCACUCAAGUAUGCUGCCAACGACAGACAGAGAGCUUUUCUGCACGCCUGCAUCGAGAGUUUCAGGACUUGCGCCGAGGGUCGAACACAUGUUGGUUUUCUGGAACCGUACCGCGACCCUCACGGGAUACGAUCCGAGUUUGAGGGUCUGGUGGCUAUUGCUGACGACAAGGAGACUGCACUGCUCGCCAAGUUGGUCGAGGACUCGGCGAGGUUCAUCCGUCGGUUGCCUUGGGCAACAGGAGCAGAGAACGAUGGGAAGGGACCGUUUGAGAAGAAUUUGUUGGAGCCGCCGGACUUCUCAAGCAUGCACGCUCUUGCAUACUGCUCCAGUAUCAUUUUCCCAGGAAUUAAUCUUCCAAACUACAACGACAUCCGGCAGGAAGAGGGCUUCAAGAACGUCAUCAUUGCCAACAGAAUGGCCGUGGAAAGCCAAGCCCAACAGUACCCCUUCAUCGAUGCCUCAGAAGCUCAAGAGUUCAAGAGGUGCAAGUUCCCCGCCUACUACUCUCCAAAGUGGAGGGCGAAUGCAUCGAGUGGCGGCAGACGGUGCUGGCGACGAAACCUCCGCCCCUGGUUUUCGCGCAGGCCAAUACUUUCCUCGACGGCGACACAGUCGUGCUCAGGGAGUACGAGCCGACGGUCGAGGGCGUGAUUCAGAGCUGGGCGGAGAGAGGGGUUUGAUCGGGACUCCUAGUGCGGCGUGUCUGGUCGGUCGUCAUCAUUCUUUCCUUCUCGUUGACAGCUUUUCACAUUGGUUUGCUUCCUCAGUCAUUACCGGGGUGUUUGGCAG